Molecule: messenger RNA, 210 nt
Organism: Desarmillaria tabescens
Lineage: Eukaryota; Fungi; Basidiomycota; Agaricomycetes; Agaricales; Physalacriaceae
Exons: 4
Coding region: 1-210 (69 amino acids)
Source: RefSeq, a predicted model, not a curated record
AUGACACAUUUCCUCCCGGAGAGCAAUGGUUUGGACUUUCAAUCUUCGUGUCGCCAUCUUGUGGCUAUGUUCAUGAUAAUCAAGCUUCGAGGGCACAUUGAGGAGGGAUCGAUGCCUGGAGAGCAAUGGAACGCUUACCUACGUGCCGCGUUCAUUCCUCCUCCCGAGAUCGUGUUGAGUAUACGGAUCGACGUUCCGCAUGCGACGUAA